This is a messenger RNA of Daucus carota subsp. sativus, 804 nucleotides long. RefSeq names its product glycine cleavage system H protein 2, mitochondrial. The record is from RefSeq and is a predicted model, not a curated record. Gene Ontology annotation, biological process: protein lipoylation; glycine decarboxylation via glycine cleavage system. The transcript is spliced from 3 exons. Lineage: Eukaryota; Viridiplantae; Streptophyta; Magnoliopsida; Apiales; Apiaceae. The coding region runs from base 114 to 578 and encodes 154 amino acids. Gene Ontology annotation, cellular component: cytoplasm; mitochondrion; glycine cleavage complex.
AGAACUCAUUAAACCAAACAGCACUACAGCAGUCAUAUACGCAUAUACAUACAAUAUAUACUUACACUACUGCUGUGACCUAAAGGAAAGCUAGAGCUGAAGGGGAUUCGGAAAUGGCUAUGAGGUUAUGGGCAUCAAAGUCUGCUUCAUAUCUCAAGAUUUCUGUGUUUAACAGGGGUUUUGCUACUGUCUUGAAAGAUCUGAAGUAUGCUGACUCACACGAAUGGGUAAAGGUUGAGGGUAGUUCUGCUACUGUAGGUAUCACUGACCAUGCUCAAGAUCAUUUAGGGGAUGUGGUAUACGUCGAACUACCCGAACUAGGAACUGCUGUUACACAGGGAAGCAGCUUUGGUGCAGUUGAAAGUGUCAAGGCCACUAGUGACAUCAAUUCUCCCGUUUCUGGAAAGGUUGUUGAGGUUAACAAAGAGCUCGAUGAUUCCCCUGGUUUGGUGAACGGAAGUCCAUAUGAAAAAGGAUGGAUCAUGAAGGUGGAAUUGAGCAACAAUGAUGAAUUAAAAACUCUAAUGGAUUCGGACAGUUACUCAAAGUUCUGUGAUGAAGAAGAUGCAAAGCACUAGUGAUCCAUACACACGGUUGACUGGAGUUUUCAGAUUUGUGCUCUACAUCAAGCUUUAAAUAGAAAUUGAAAGAAUGGUUUUCUGUAUUGAUGUUCUCCAGCAAACCAAUUAGUUCAGGUGUACUGCUGUUUUUCUGAGCAACAAAUUAUCUUCAGAUAUUUUUCUCUACUUGAAGGGAUAUUUUAUCCGGUUUUUGAGAUAAUUCACUAAGAUCCAAUUUUCACAA